Vicugna pacos (alpaca) is the source of this 5078-nucleotide messenger RNA. It is a transcript of the gene MCTP1, whose product is annotated as multiple C2 and transmembrane domain containing 1. Gene Ontology annotation, molecular function: calcium ion binding. The record is from RefSeq and is a predicted model, not a curated record. Gene Ontology annotation, biological process: regulation of neurotransmitter secretion. Lineage: Eukaryota; Metazoa; Chordata; Mammalia; Artiodactyla; Camelidae. Gene Ontology annotation, cellular component: synaptic vesicle membrane.
CUGCUGCUGCGUCCGCCGUCGUCGCGGCCACCGCGGGGCUCCGGGAGGAGGCGCAGCAGGAAAGGGCGGAGGAGAAGGAGGAGGAGGGGAGAGGAGGAGCAGGGGGUGGAGGAGCAGGGGGUGGAGGAUGGAGCCCCGGACUGCCGCGGCGGGCUCGCCCGAGCCUGCGGCGGCGUCCUCCUCCUCCUUCCAGGCCCGGCUCUGGAAGAACCUGCAGCUAGGGGUGGGUAAGGGCAAGGGCGGCGGGAGCGGGCGCGCUGGAGGCCCCGAGCGCCGCACUGCGGGCACCCCAUCGCCUUCCCCGCCACCCCCGGGGGGCAGGCGGGACGCACUGGCCGGCUUGGGUGGCGCGGGAAGCAGGUGGAGCGGCUUCAAGAAACGGAAGCUAGUGCUGGACCGCGUCUUCUCCUCCUCUCAGCCCAACCUGUGCUGCUCUUCGCCGGAGCCUCUCGAGCCCGGCAGCGCUGGCAGAGCCGAGCAGGGGUCCACGCUGCGUCGCCGGAUCCGCGAGCAUUUGCUUCCCGCGGGAAAGGGGCCGGUGGCAGCGGCGGGAGCAGCCAGAGUGACGCCUCCUGGCGGACGCUCGCCGGACUCAGCUCCUUCUUCGUCCUCUGCCUCAUCUUCCUUGUCCUCCUCGCCCCAGCCGCCCCCGAGAGGGGACCGCGCCCGCGAUGAGGAUGCAUGGCGUCGGGGCCCCGCGGCGCACCUGUGCCAUCAGAAGAGUUCCUCCCUGCCGGGCACCGCCAGCUUGGAGCAGCUUCUGGAGCCGCCGCCUCCUCCGGCAGAGCCAGCAUUGAGCCCAGGAGAGCCGCGGACCCCGGACAAGGGCGAGGAGCUAGGCAGUACCCGGAAAAUAAAUACUACUGGAACCAGUAAUGCAGAUGUCCCUUUGGCCGAUCCCGGAAUGUACCAAUUGGACAUUACAUUAAAAAGGGGUCAAAGUUUAGCUGCCCGAGAUCGAGGAGGAACAAGUGAUCCAUACGUGAAGUUUAAAGUUGGAAGAAAAGAAGUUUUUAGAAGUAAAAUAAUACACAAGAACCUAAAUCCUGUGUGGGAGGAGAAAGCCUGCAUUCUGGUCGAUCAUCUUAGGGAGCCAUUGUAUAUAAAGGUAUUUGACUAUGAUUUUGGACUACAGGAUGACUUUAUGGGCUCAGCCUUUCUGGAUCUCACACAACUGGAGUUGAACAGGCCCACAGAUGUGACCUUAACACUGAAAGAUCCCCAUUAUCCUGACCAUGACCUUGGAAUCAUUUUGCUCUCAGUUGUCCUUACACCUAAAGAAGAACACAGGGAUGUGACAAUGCUAAUGAGGAAGAGUUGGAAAAGAUCAAGUAAGGAACUCUCAGAAAAUGAAGUGGUUGGAUCUUAUGUCUCUGUGAAGUCUUUCUUUUGGAGGACGUGCCGCAGGCUUGCUCUUCCUGUCCCUGGUUUCUGCAGAGCAGGGCUUCAGAGCGCUCAUUACCAAAAUGCACAAUUUCAGACCCAAAGUUUACGUCUGUCAGAUGUACACAGAAAAUCGCAUCUUUGGAGAGGAAUAGUCAGCAUCACAUUGAUUGAGGGACGAGACCUCAAGGCGAUGGAUUCAAACGGGUUGAGUGACCCCUAUGUGAAGUUCCGUCUUGGGCAUCAGAAGUACAAGAGCAAGAUUAUGCCCAAAACUUUGAAUCCUCAGUGGAGGGAACAAUUUGAUUUUCAUCUUUAUGAAGAAAGAGGUGGAAUCAUUGAUAUCACUGCAUGGGACAAAGAUGCUGGCAAAAGAGAUGAUUUUAUUGGCAGGUGCCAGGUCGACCUGUCAGCUCUCAGCAGGGAGCAGACUCACAAGUUGGAGUUGCAGCUGGAAGAAGGGGAGGGGCACCUGGUACUGCUGGUCACCCUGACAGCUUCAGCCACAGUCAGCAUCUCUGACCUCUCCAUCAACUCCCCGGAGGACCAGAAAGAACGCGAGGAAAUAUUAAAGAGAUAUAGCCCAUUGCGGAUAUUUCACAACCUGAAAGAUGUGGGAUUUCUCCAGGUGAAAGUUAUCAGAGCAGAAGGGCUAAUGGCCGCUGAUGUCACAGGUAAAAGUGACCCGUUUUGUGUGGUUGAACUGAACAAUGAUAGACUGCUAACGCACACCGUCUACAAAAAUCUCAAUCCCGAGUGGAACAAAGUCUUCACGUUCAACAUUAAAGAUAUCCAUUCAGUUCUUGAAGUGACAGUUUAUGAUGAAGAUCGGGAUCGAAGUGCUGACUUUCUGGGCAAAGUUGCUAUACCGUUGCUGUCUAUUCAAAAUGGUGAACAGAAAGCCUACGUCUUGAAAAACAAGCAGCUGACAGGGCCAACAAAGGGGGUCAUCUAUCUUGAAAUAGAUGUGAUUUUUAAUGCUGUGAAAGCCAGCUUACGAACAUUAAUACCCAAAGAACAGAAGUACAUUGAAGAGGAAAACAGACUUUCUAAACAGCUGCUGCUAAGAAACUUUAUCAGAAUGAAGCGUUGUGUCAUGGUGCUUGUAAAUGCUGCAUAUUACGUUAAUAGUUGCUUUGACUGGGAUUCACCCCCAAGGAGCCUCGCUGCUUUUGUGCUCUUUCUCUUUGUUGUCUGGAACUUUGAGCUCUACAUGAUACCCCUGGUUUUGUUGUUGCUAUUGACAUGGAACUACUUCUUGAUAAUAUCAGGGAAAGAUAACAGGCAACGUGAUACAGUAGUGGAGGACAUGCUAGAGGACGAGGAAGAAGAAGAUGACAAAGAUGACAAGGACAGUGAAAAAAAGGGAUUUAUAAAUAAAAUCUAUGCCAUCCAGGAGGUAUGCAUCAGUGUCCAGAAUAUCCUAGAUGAAGUGGCUUCCUUUGGCGAAAGGAUAAAGAACACUUUCAACUGGACCGUCCCAUUCUUAAGCUGGCUGGCCAUUGUAGCCCUCUGUGCGUUCACAGUCAUCCUGUACUUCAUUCCACUGAGAUACAUUGUCCUUGUCUGGGGCAUCAAUAAAUUUACAAAAAAGCUUCGGAGUCCGUAUGCAAUUGAUAACAAUGAACUACUUGACUUCCUUUCCAGAGUCCCUUCAGAUGUGCAAGUGGUGCAAUACCAGGAACUGAAACCAGAUCCUUCUCAUAGCCCAUGUAAAAGGAAGAAAAACAAUCUCGGCUAGCCAGCUCCCAGCACUGAGGAGACCAGCAUCUGUUUGGGAAGAUAAAAGAAAAAGCCUUCAGCCUCAGCAGCAUUUCCUUUCUUUCUGUUUUUUAUUUAUUUUACCUUUUUAUCAUGAUUGAGAGAAUUUGUAAAUAGUGUACAAAGGCAUAUGUCUUUGAAAACAUACUUCCAUUGUACAGAACCAAUUUGAUAAAGGUUUAGCUACUGCUGUGUAAAAGCCUUGUUAACUGCGGGUGAUACUAUAACACAUGGAACAACAAAUGUAAGAAUGGUAACAUUGGGAGAUACUCACUUCUCUAAUUACAGGUGGAAGGACUACAACAUUAGAUUAAAUGUUCAGCUGUGCUCUGAUUUAAUCUACAUAAAAUGGAAAUGUCGAUUUGAUUUUAAAGUUUUUUUUUAAUGUGACUAUUUUUUAUUCUAAAAUAAUCCAUUACAGUUUUCUAUGUUUUAUACAUUUCAAAAGGGAGGGGGGAAUCCCACAACCUGAAUAAUGGAGCAGAUGCAUUUCAACUUAACAUACAUUCAGAUCCUGACAUUCAUUCCUGUGCAAAUUAUUUAUAUAUGACUAGGCUGAUUUUAAGCUCAUGAGUGAAGGCGUUAUAUUCACCUCAAGAGAAUCUUCCACACUCUAAAAUCAUAUAAAGAAAAUUUCCAAGCCUUCUAUCAUUCCAUCUCAAACCUUAAAAUCUCUACAGAACUACACAAAAAUACUGCCAGGUUUAUAAAUGAUUGCCUAUAUGAAUUUUUAUACCUACCACUAUUAAUUUGUAGCAAAUUAGCAACCCAGUUUAGUUGUCAAAAAUAUUAGCAAAUUAAAUCUGUUUUGCUUUUGGUGUCAGAUUAUGCCUCUGUGCAUCUAAAAACAUUUAAUACUCAACUGUUCUCAGAAAAAAGUAUCUGCUUUCUCAUUAGGUUACUGAAAUGCUUUAAUGCAUAUUAUGAUUUUUGUUAUUAGUGUGAAUUUGACGUAGAGGCGAAUGCAGUGUGCUAAGUGAUAUACCAGUGUUUCAUUACAUUCAUUUAAAGAAAAACUAUUAUUCUUGAAAAUAUGAAUGCAUGAAAACCUAUUUUGUAAAAUAAACUGCUUAUGGGGAGGGGGAGUUUGCCUUUAAAAAGUUUCACUACUUACCAUAGAAUCUAUACUUAAAAAUUGCAUUCCCUAGACUCUUACGGUAGUUUUUAUACCUAACUUCCUGGUAUAAUCAAGGGAGUAUGCCUCUAGAGAGAGAAAUAAUUUGGUAAGAAUAUCUUACUUCUCUGACUUGGUAGGGGAUAAAGCUUGGUUGAAAUUGCUGCAGACAAUGUUUUGCACUACUUUAUUGAUAAUAGACUAGGAAAGGGUGAAGUUGGGGUUAUGCUGGAAAAAUGUAGAAAUGCUAGAAGAAAUAUUUAUUUCACUCUAAUGGAAGAUUCUUUAAAAAUAAAUUUAAUCUCAAAGUUGAUUUUUUAAAGUAUUUUUAUUUUAAAGCUAUGUUGUUAAAUACUAUUUCUUAUGAUAGAACUAUUUUGAUCUGUUUAUACACUAUGCUUGAAAGAAUGUCAAUUAAAUUCCCUUUCUACAGAAAGGCUUUGACCUCAAUAUGCUCUAUUUAGCACAUUAUGUUUAUAAAUACAUGCUUACAUCUGCAUACUAUCAUUGUUUGUUGCUAAGCAUAUACUCCAUGGGGUUGUUGUUACUACAGAAAGUUUACUGAUGGAGUAAUUUGUUUGAAAUAACUUUUGAUUAUACCCUGGAUGAGAUUUAUGUUCCGUGCUGACAGUGUUUUACUCAAAUGUCUACAAGCCUGAUAUUCUAACACCUCAGAUGUACCUAGUGGAUAUAACCAUUAACAGAUGACUAAUUUCUGUUUGUUUCAUUCUAUCAAAUUUCAGAUGUUUAGUUCAGUGGUAAUGUUGACUAUUCACUGCAUUAAAUAAAUAAAUAAAAUAAUCUUUUCUAAGUAUAAUGA